This is a messenger RNA of Auanema sp. JU1783, 1932 nucleotides long. The record is from the annotation of a GenBank genome assembly. NCBI's taxonomy places the organism in Eukaryota, Metazoa, Nematoda, Chromadorea, Rhabditida, Rhabditidae.
AUGGCUGGCAAUGAGUGCAGUUGGCCAGUUUCGGAAAAUGCGGAAUCUGCUUGGACUAGAGAGAAAGAAAAAUCAAAGCCAUCCAAAAGUGCUGAAUCAUCAAAGUCAAUGAAAGUGAUCAGUUUACGGGAGAAGAACAAGCGAUUACGAGCCAUUUACGAGGAUGAAGCUCUCGAAUAUGGAGAGGAGGAUGUCACUGAAAAAGAACUUGUUGACAGAUUUCGAGUAGCAACUUCAUUACGUGAGAAACGCCUUGAGCAGGUCUUUAAAUUAAUUAGACAAGCGAGUUUCGUUCAACUUUGCUUCGUGAUUGAUGCUACCGGGAGUAUGGGACCACACAUUGAUGGUGUGAAAAAGUUUAUUAAGAGCAUAGUUGAUAACUUGCUGCACCAUAAGACGAAUGGCGAAGCAGUCGUUAAAGAACUUCAAUUAGGAAUGAUUGCCUAUCGUGAUUAUGGCGAUUCAAAACAGUUCGAAGAGCUUCAGUUCACGAAAUCAUUAGAAGUUUUCAAUGCAUUCUGCCUGGGAAUAAAACCAUUUGGUGGUGGGUAUGAUGGUGGCGGAUGUGAAGAUGUUCUAGGUGGGUUCGACCGCGCACUAAAGCUCAAUUGGGACCCUGAAGUGGGGGCUAAACUCAUUUGUCACAUGGGAGAUAGACCGGGUCAUGGCCGAGAACUUCACGAUCAGCACAAUCGUUCAUACGAUUAUUUUUUAGCUGGUGACCCAAACGGUUUGCAGUACACGGACUUGUUUCAGCAGUUACGUGAAAAGGGUAUUGAAUAUCAUUUCGGAAAAAUCACAGACCACACCGACAUUAUGAUUGAGAAAUUUUCAAAAGUCUAUGGUGAAGCGGUUCACGUACUGAAUGUGCAAGAUGUGAAUAAGAUCCUUGAAUUCGUUGUCUCCUCCGUGCAGUUAUCGGUGAGCUCGGCAGUUUCUAAAUCAACUAUGAUUGCGGCAAGGAAGCGGAGUAUCCGCUCAUAUACUUUGAUAUUAGAUGAACCGGAUUGGUUCAGAUAUCCCGUGGACAGGGGGACUUUUAUAAGCUAUUCCUUUCCCGAAAGUAUCCAAGACAUUGUCGAUGACAUUCCGCUGGGAAAGCGAGUUCCAAAAUCAGCUAAGGUGAAAAUCGCGCAAAAUCCCUUUGCCAAAGGUAGCGAACGCUUGGCAUUUUAUGGUCUCGAUCAGAGCACUUAUGUAAAACAUCCGACAAAAGGUGCUAAGAGCCAAAAGAAAGAAUCCGUGGAGUUAAAAACAAAGAAUGACAAAAUUGUGCUGAAAGAGUACUUACAUGUUGGACGUGGAAUGAACACCGCGAAACGUUAUGAGCUCACCAAUCAAAUGCAAACAAUCGCUUCGUAUUUGGCGUCAGAAUUCACUAAGGAAUUGAAAUAUAAAACUGGCAUCGACAAAGAGAUUAAGUUCUUGAAGAUACGAACUCUUCGUGUGGCAAGUGAAAGAGGAGAGCGCUUCAUGUCCUGUGAGCGUCGUUAUAAGAGUGGUGACUUAUUCGUUCGCUUCACAAACAACACCAAUUACACGAUUCUGGAGUCUAAAGCCCAGAAGUUGGGAAUUCCGUUGGUGUCCAUAGACAUUCUUAUGACAUUUUCUCAUUGGACUUAUCAGGUUUCGGGAGCAAAGCUCAUGGUCGUUGAUUUACAAGGAAUCGUCACUACAGACGAAAAAGGUCAGAAAAAAGUGAUCCUCACAGACCCAGCAAUUCAUUGUGUGGACAACACCCGUUUCGGACCGAUGAACCAUGGUGCUGGCGGAAUGCGGAACUUCUUCAAGCGUCAUAUCUGCAACAGUUUCUGCAAGAGUUUAGGUCUAGUAAUGCCAGUACUGCCGGAUGAAGAAAGCAUGGUGCGAUUUUUAGGAUUACCACCUCCACCAACUCACACACCAAAGUUCAACUUUGGUUCUGCUUUCUAA